CAGAGCAAAAAAACAGAGUUUCAUAAAACAGAGUAUUUUCACCUACCCUUUUGCUUACCUUGUUCAAUUCCACUAAAGUUUUUUAAUUUCGAAUACCCUUUUGAUUAAUUUGUUUAAUUCCACUAUCACAAUGUUCAAUCAAGAGAGGCUGAUGCAUUACCAAGUGGAACCAUCAUGGAACUACUUCAUGAGGUUAAAAACAAUGGAAGAAGAUCAAAUGGAGAGAAUAAUGAGACUAGUUUCACAGAGUGCUGUUGUGAUAUUUAGCAUAAGUAGCUGUUGUAUGUGUCAUGCAAUGAAGAGUUUGUUCUGUGGAAUGGGAGUGAAUGCAAUGGUUCAUGAAGUUGAUGAAGAUCCUAAAGGGAAAGAAAUGGAGAGAGCAUUGAUGAGGUUACUUGGAAAUUCAACAUCACUUCCUGUUGUUUUCAUUGGUGGUAAAUUAGUUGGUUCUAUGGAUAGAGUUUUGGCUUUUCAUAUUAAUGGCUCUCUUGUUCCUCUCCUCAAAGAUGCUGGUGCUUUGUGGCUUUAGAAGAUUAUGAAUUUAGUUUCUUAGUCAUUAGAGUUGGAUUUAAUUAGUGAUAAUGUUUACAUGCUUAAUUAGAGAGAUUAAUAUAAUUAAGCACUGACUUAUAAUGUGUAGGUAACCUCUUUUCUGUUUCACUUAUGUGUAUGUCUCUAUCCAUAGCAUAAGCUUAAGAAAUACAAAACAAGGCAUUCCCUUUGCUCUUUUCAUUCUACAUCACUUUGAUUAGUGAAGAAGUUUCCGCGGUUCUGCGGUUCUUUAUUUAGUA
Molecule: messenger RNA, 791 nt
Organism: Trifolium pratense (red clover)
Lineage: Eukaryota; Viridiplantae; Streptophyta; Magnoliopsida; Fabales; Fabaceae
Product: putative glutaredoxin-C14
Exons: 1
Coding region: 131-529 (132 amino acids)
Biological process (GO): negative regulation of DNA-templated transcription; anther development
Cellular component (GO): cytoplasm; nucleus
Source: RefSeq, a predicted model, not a curated record